GGUCACAUGAUUCUUUCAGCUACUGGGUUGAUGAAAAAUCUCCGGUGGGACCAGACCAAGCCACAGCCAUCAAACGUUUGGCCAGAAUUUCUUUGGUUAAAAAGAUCAUGAAGAAAUGGUCAGUGACACAAAACUUGACUUUCAAAGAGCAGUUGGAAGGUGGGAUCCGCUACUUUGAUCUUCGUGUAUCUUCCAAACCCGGGGAAAUGGGACAAGAGAUUUACUUCAUACACGGCUUGUUUGGCAUCAAAGUAUGGGAUGGGCUGAAGGAGAUUAACACCUUUCUUGAGCAGCACCCCAAGGAAGUAAUCUUCUUGGAUUUCAAUCACUUCUAUGCCAUGGAUGAGAGCCAUCACUUCUACUUGAUCAACAGGAUCCGCUCAGCCUUUGGAUCCAAACUUUGUUCCGUUCAGUGUGUAGAGUAUGUGACAUUACAGUACAUGUGGGAGAAGAAACAGCAG
Molecule: messenger RNA, 461 nt
Organism: Apaloderma vittatum (bar-tailed trogon)
Lineage: Eukaryota; Metazoa; Chordata; Aves; Trogoniformes; Trogonidae
Gene: PLCXD2
Product: phosphatidylinositol-specific phospholipase C, X domain containing 2
Exons: 1
Biological process (GO): lipid metabolic process
Molecular function (GO): phosphoric diester hydrolase activity
Source: RefSeq, a predicted model, not a curated record